Messenger RNA from Scylla paramamosain (green mud crab), 9105 nucleotides. Its product is annotated as neutral amino acid transporter 9-like. Bases 56 to 1942 code for a protein of 628 amino acids. Gene Ontology annotation, biological process: amino acid transmembrane transport. NCBI's taxonomy places the organism in Eukaryota, Metazoa, Arthropoda, Malacostraca, Decapoda, Portunidae. Gene Ontology annotation, molecular function: L-amino acid transmembrane transporter activity. The record is from RefSeq and is a predicted model, not a curated record. The transcript is spliced from 13 exons.
GACGCCACACAUACACACAAGCACGCACACGCACUCAAAGGCAGGCAAAGCUGUGAUGGACAAACUUGAAGAGGAGUCACUGUUGGACCAAGAGGAUUUCCUUGUUGGGAGAAACCAGCAGGGGCAGAAUGAGGCCAGAGUGGAACCUGUGAGGGAAGCAGUGGAGGAGGAGACACAGGAGGAGGAGGAGGAGAAUGGUGUGGAGGAGAACAUCAGUGGGGCGGUCGCAAUAUCCCAGGGGAGUGGACCCCAGCGAAUACCGUCUUUGCACACAUCAGCCUCCUUUCCUCGAUUUACUGGGGAGCGCACACCCCUCCUCCGCCCCUCUCCCUCCUUCGUAGGGCUGUAUGGCACUUCCUGGACCACCCGUGUAGGCCCGUCUCCAUACACAGCUGAUAACAAACCAAAAAGACGACCCUUCCAUCAUGCCGUGGCCACCAGCGAGUCUGCCCGCCGCACUCAGCCUCCGCCAGACUCCACCAGUGGGGAUGCUCACCUCUACAACCGCUACAGAUACUACUCCCGCCUGCGUGCUGAUGUACACCCCAGCGAACAGGCUCUGGUGAUUCCAGACCACAUUGUGCCUCGGGAGCUGUUCCUGCCGUACAUUCCUGGCCAUGUUCCUGAUGCAGAUGGCAAGCAGGCCUCUCACAUCACCAUCAUUGCCAUCUGGAACACCAUGAUGGGCACCUCCCUCAUGACGAUGCCGUGGGCAUUUGGACAAGCUGGGUUCAUUGGCGGUAUUGUCAUCAUGCUGGCGAUGGCUGGCAUUGCCCUCUACACUGCCACUCGCCUCCUCACUCUUCAAAAGACCAUGGGUCUGGAGGGGCCAUCACUGGAGCUAAGUCAGGUGUGCCAACAGCUGUUGGGAGGUAUGCUGGGGCGCAUCACCGAGGGCCUCAGUGUGACCUUCUCUGUGCUGACACUGGUUGGGGCACAGGUUGUUUACUGGGUCCUCAUGUCCAACUUCCUCUACAACACUGGAGAAAUUAUCUAUGAUGCUGUACAUGGUGAAAUUCAUGAUAACUCCAGCCAACUACUUUGUCCUCCAAAUGUCACUGCUCGCGAUGACACUGUACACCAGCAGCCAGAUGCAACAGGCUUCCAUAGAUGGUGGCAGCAAGACUUAACUGUGCCUUUGUACCUCAUUGUGCCUUUCAUCUUCCUCCUCAACCUGCGUGAUGCCAAAAUCUUCACUUACUUCAACUCCCUUGGGGCUGUCUCAGUAAUGGUGAUGUACCUGUUUGUCAUUGUCAAAGCUGCUGGCUGGGGUAUCAAUAUUGACUUUACUGACCCCACUGACCCCUUGUAUGUCCCUCUUUUUAAGAACUCCUUCAUGUGUCUGACGGGAACACUCUCUCUAGCUUACUUCAUCCACAACUGUGUUGUCACCAUCAUGCAGGGAAAUAGACACCAGGAGAAUAAUGUGAGAGAUUUGACAAUAUCAUAUUUCCUGGUGGCGGCGACGUACAUUCCAAUUGGCGUCCUGUUCUACACCACCUUCCCACUCCCCAAGUUCUGUGUGGUGGAUAACUUCCUGGACAACUUCCCCCCACAUGAUGUCGUGCUGGCGGUGGUUCGUGGGUUCCUCUUCUUCCAGAUCCUCACGGUGUACCCGCUGCUCUCCUUCUUCAUCCGUAACCAGCUCUUCACCUACUUCCUUGGGGCAGGGCAUGAAUUCCGGCUAUGGCGUGUGGUGCUACUCAAUGUUGUGUUGGUCACCAUGUCUGUGCUGGUGGCUAUUCUUUUCCCCAGUAUUGGCUUCAUCAUCAGGUGGGUUGGUGCCAUAGCAGGGCUGGCGUACAUCUUCAUUCUGCCGUGCCUCACUUACAUGGUGGCUUUGUACACCAAGAACAGACUCAGCACGCCUCAGAUCAUCCUACACUCCACCAUCAUCAUUAUUGGCAUUGGUAACUUUGUGUCGCAGUUCUUCACAGAGUAACCAUCUCCUCUGGGCUUGUCAGUCUCUGUGUCAGUCUUUCUUUAGGAACCAACUUGCUCAAUUUUUAUUCCAUUUAGUGUUGCUGCCUUGCGACUUCUUAGGUGCAUCUUUGAGGGGGUCUGACUGUCUGCCAAGGAGGUUUAGGUCAGGUGUGCUUGUGUCUCCUUCAAGUUUUGCAUCAGAACUUAUUGGUAAAGAAAUAGAAUACACAAAUAGCUUAAAAAAUCUUCCCAGAAACAGAGAAUGAAAUGGUUACAAUUCUUUGAGAUGAUCAGUGAAAAAAUACACUCAAAACUGAUUUUGUAAGAUAACACUUCCCUUUCGUAACCAUUUGCAUUUGCAAAUAAUAGAAUUUCUCACCCCACCAAAAAAAUAUAAAAGAUAAACUCAAGAUAUACUCAAAACCUUGUGAUAUAACACCUGUCUUUCCUAACCAUUUGCACUCACCGCAAAUUAUAGAAUUUCUCACCUUAAUAAAAGUAAGAUGUGCUGAAGUGAGGAAUUUCAAAAGGUACAGUUCAGGCCAGAAAUUGUCACAAAUUAUUAACUUUCAUUCACCAGACUACAACAUUUCCUUCUUCUUUACUACUGGACUCAUUCCCGUUAAAUUUACAUCGUCACUUCUGUCCUGAACGGAAUGGUCAGUCUGCCACCAGUAGGUAAUGGCAGACUGAAGGUGCUCAAGUCAUGACAAUUAAAUGCUCUACACAGUAACAUCCAGAUCCUGUGGGUUCUGAUGCUUCUGUGUAUUGAAUAUGGUUGGAAGUGUGUGCUUAGAAUUGUGAAUGUGAUUUUAUUGGUCUUUUUAUUAUUUUUUCCCAGCUGUUCCACCACACAGUUAGAGAUUACCUGGAAAUGUAUAUAUUUAGAGAUUAAUUGUGAUAUGGUUGAUGUUUUUACAUAUAUAUUUUUUUCUUUUAACUGUUGCACAAAGUAUUCCAGUGUAUGUAGGAAAAUAACAGAAUUUUAAAAUGUAUGACUUGUGAGAAACAAUGUUCAUUAGGGAAAUUUUUGUGUUUGUGUGAUUUUGAUGUUUUAUUGGCAUUUUUAUGGUAUUUCAUGACUUCUUUUAUCAUUAUUUGGAUUUAUGUCUUCUUGUUAUUCUGUCUUUCUGAAUCUGAGGUCAGUCUUUUGUUUAUUAUUAUAGAAAGUGAGGUGAGUUUUUUUUGUGUUUUAUCACCAUUGAUGGUAAGCGUUCAGUAUUUUGACCAGAACCUGUGAUGGCCGUCUCAAACAAUGAAAAGUCUAUCUAUAUAUUUCACAGCAUCCCACACUUUCCAGUAUCUAUAAUUAUAUAGAGUAAUGAUACCUUUUCUUUGAUACAUUUUUUCUCUUUUCUCUCUAUCCAUAAAACUCUAAACAUGAGAGAUGCAUUCCGAAAUCUGUCACAAUGUUGUAUUCAGUACUUAAAAACUCCUUCCCUUAUUUUGUAUAAAGUGUGAAAACAGUAGUGGAAGUCCCAGCUACUACCUAAUAUGAAAAUUAUUAUUUUAUAGGUGUCCUUUUUAGCAGUGUGAGAAAGUGUACUUAUUUUUUUUCUUACUAAAUUCCACUCUCUCUUUUACAAAUCUGAGAGAAUAUUAAUAUACACUAAACUCUUCAUCUAGGUAUUGGUAGAGCCUGAAAAGUUUGGUGUACUUAGUUUUUUUUCUCAGUUCCGUCCACUCUGCUUCCACCAUUUUGAGAGAAUAUUAUUCUCUCCCUAAAUUCUUAACUGAGCAUUAGUGGAAUCUGAAAAGUUUGGUGUACCUAGUUUUUUUCUCUCCAAGUUCUAUCCAUUCUGCUUCUAUUACUUUGAGAAAACAGUAAUACACACUAGGCAUUGAUGGAGUUUGAUAACUUUGGCAGCAGACCUCACUGUGUUUACUCACUUUCUUUCUGCCACUCUAAAGGAAAAGAAAUAUACUUUUAACCCUUCUAGUAGUACAGCAUUAGUUUAAUUUUAUUUGAAUAUCAUUAGAUCAUUCUUUGAAAUUAGGAGUUUUCACAAUCAGUUAAAACCAUCUACAGUUACUUAUCCCUUUACAAUUCUUACAUAAAGGAGAGAUAGGAAUUUACUUUAGGACCGAAUGGUCUAAACUUGAACUGUGCCUUAGUGGAGUAUAAAAAUCUAGAAUAUGGAACUUAAAGAAAUCAUAAGUAAACAUUCUCACACCACUACAAAGAACUCAUCAAACGAGUCAACAUGUAACCUUGGAUCUUCAGUUUCUAUUAGUCUCAGUGGAUAAACUAAAAAUAAAACACCUGGCAUUAGUUAAUUAGUGCCAGUAAUGUUCUUGUGCAGUGUAUAUCAAGGCACCUUACCUGUGUCUUGGUGAGCUGUGCAGUGUUGGAGCCUCUAGUCAGUGCUAUGUUUGGCUGCCCCUCUGUUGGUUGGCCUCUUCCAGCUUUUGGGGGGAAGGAAAAGUUCUCCAUCAGUAACUCAGUUCCUCAAAUGCUGGUGUGAGGGGAAAGAUUUUGGUGUUGUUGGCCAUUUGUUUAAUGUUCUGAUUCGGGUUUUUGUUAGUGAUUGUUGAGUUUGAUUGUUUAUGAGUGCUGGAGGUUGGAAUAAGUAGUGUAAUAAGAAUUGUGGAGUAAUAUUAAGGAGAGAGAGAGAGAGAGAGAGAGAGAGAGAGAGAGAGAGAGAGAGAGAGAGAGAGAGAAUGUGUUUACCUAUUUCUAAUAUUAUGAGACUAAGUCAAGUUUGUAACAUCCCGCCUUUAAACACUGAAUUGUGAUAUCAGUGUGUGUGUGUGUGUGUUUGUGUGAGAGGAGAGAGAGCUUCACUAGUAUCUAAACAGUACCAGACUUCAGAUAAGAACAGAACACAAGGAAAGCCGCAAGAAGCCAGUAGGCCUAGAUAGUUAUACAGCUGCCAGAUUUUGAUACAGAAGACUCACUACUGAAGUGGAUUUCCUUUACUGAUAGGGAAAUCCUCACGAUUAGGAAGAAACUGCCUCAUGUAUUACUAAAGCCCAUUACUGAGGACGUUUUGAACAUUCCUUACUUGGGGAUCUUGUGUGAAGUUUCUGUGAGUUGCUUGAUUAUUUUUCUUAGUUCUGUUAUGUGUUUAGUGUUGUCAGUGAUGGAGGGUGCAAGGCAAGAUUAUUCCUUACUUGUGGGACCUUGUGUGAAGUUUGCUUGUUAGUUUUCCUUGGUUCUAGCUCAGUGUUGAAGAGUGUGAGGUCUGUGAGUCUGUUGUUUUCUAUUCUACAGGGAAGCCAAGAGGACAGGAUGUUACAUGGAAAGGAUAUUAACUGUGUAUAUAACUGUAUUCUCAGCUUCUGGGAAAAAAUUAGAUUAUAUUUUCAGUAGUGUGUGUAUGUAUUUUAGCAAGGAAAAAGAUCUUAUGUAUGUACGUAGAUAGAGGUCUAUUUAUGUACUCAGUUGUAAUGUGUAUAUACUUUGACAUGUCUAUUCUUUAUUUUUAUUUUUAUUUUUUUUUAUUAUUUAAGAGUCCUUCACUUCCUGUUUCUGUCCUUCCUUUUCAUUAUCUUUCUAUUUCAUUGUCUAUUUACUCUCUUUUUUCCCUAAUAAUUUAAGUUUCCUUCAUAACUUCUUGAUUCUGUCUUUGUCUUUUAUUAUCUUUCCAUCUCUUUACCUCUCUCUCUUACUUUCUGAUCCUAUCCUUCUCUUUCACUAUCUUUCUCUCUGAUUAUCUAUCUCUCUUUCUUUCUAAUUCUUUCCUUCUCUUUCAUUAUAUUUCCAUCUGUCAAUCUGGCUCUCUUACUUCCUGAUCCUGUCCUUAUCUUUCAUUAUCCCUCCAUCAAUUUACUGUUAUCCAUUUACUUCAUCUCUCACACAUUCAUUACUUAGGUUGUCAGUGCAAUUCUCUCACAUCUUAGUGGGAGAGUGGUUGUUAAUUUGCACUACCACUGACUGCAAUGAUUGGGUGGGAAAAAAAACAUUCUCUAAUACUAAUCUUCUUUCAAAAAACCACACUUGUAAUUCCUCACCCAACAAAUGCUUUUGUAAAUUCCUUUCUUCUCCCUUUUUACAUAUUACUGAAAGCUACUGAGUGUUUUUUGUUUAACAAAUGUGUACCAAAUAUUUCCUUUCCAUUUUAUUUUUUUAUGACUUGCUGAAGAUACAUGUUAUUUUUCUAUCAAGGAUGAACCACAUAUUCCACUGAAGUAUAUAUAUUUUUAAUGUUUUUUUAUUUUUUUAUUCUGAGUUAUUUGUCUUAUGUCAGAAUUAUUAAGCCAUUCUUUCUGAUCUUACUGUGCAACUCCCUUUUGUCCUCUCAACACACACACACACACACACACACACACACACACACACACACACACACACACACACACACACACACACACACACACACACACACACACACACACACACACACACACACACACAAAUAAACAGACAGAAUGUGCACACACACACACAUACACACACACUUUAGUUGAAUGAAUAGUCUUUUUAAAACUCCAAAAUACUCUAAGUAUUAAUAUUCAUCUCAUUGAUCUAUAGCAUAAAGUAUUAGAAAUUUAAAUCUCAGUAUAUAUUAUAAAGUAUUAAAGGUUGAUCUUAACUGUGUAUAACUUGAAUAUAUAUAUAUAUAUAUAUAUAUAUAUAUAUAUAUAUAUAUAUAUAUAUAUAUAUAUAUAUAUAUAUAUAUAUAUAUAUAUAUAUAUAUAUAUAUAUAUAUAUAUAUAUAUAUUAUAAAACUAUUGAUAAGAUGAUAAGUGUGUCUAUUUAGUUGAGUAAUUUGUAUGAUUCUGUCCUCUUUUCUCUUGUAUCCAGUCCUCUGCUCUCCCUCUCCCCUUCCUCUCCCUCUCCCAUAAUGGCCAACAUGUUAAUUAAUCCUUUGACUGCUAAGCCAUCUCAUCUCAUUACACAUAGUAGUGAAAAUUUAAACAAAAAUUUUUAAGGGUGCUACUGACAGCAAAAGGAGUGAUGGUGUCUUUCAAAACUCUUAAUGCUUCUUGUAUUUUGGCUCAGUAACCUUUGGCACUCCAGUAAAGAAACACAUCACUCUGGCCUCAGCAGUUAAAGGGUUAAGAUGGCAAACGUAACACUGAUCCUGGAUAACUCUGUACUGUGUUGUGAGUGGCUGUCUUGGCAAGGAUGACACCCAUGUUUUGUUUGAGGUUGUGGUCAGAAGUCAGGUUACCAUAGUCACUGUAUUUUGUGCCUUUCCAUCAUCAAAAGUUCUGUGACAUGCUGACUGCUUCCUUAUAAAACCUGACAGUGUGUGGAAAGCCAAGUAAUCUACAUUCACUUCCGUAUUCUGUGCUUUUCCUUAGUAAAAAAUUCUGUGCCAUACUGUCUCCUUAUAAAAUCUGACAGUAAACAGAUUAGCAGAUUGAAGGAGUAAAGACUGAAGGAGGAUGCUUAACACAGUGGAAGUGAAUGUGGCAUGUUACUGAUCAAGACUACAUCAUCCUCUUACUGUUCUAAACCCUCAGGCUGAAAAUAAUGUGUUGCAGAAUUGCAUUCACCAAAGGGCUUUUUAGUUCUGAAGAUGUAGUUGUCCAAUCUGCUUUUUUAAAUUUUUAUUUUAUUUUAUUUAUUUAUUUUAUUUGUAUCAUUAGUUUAUGCAAUUCAGUAUCUCAUUAAGACUGGUUGUUAGUUAUAUUGAUACAAGUGUUCAAAUGUUAGUUAUUCAGAUUGGAAAAUAUUACUUGUCCUGCAGCUGUUUUCAUUUUUCAAGGUUGUAUUCAUUAUCUUAACUCCUUUUACUGUGUCCUUUCUACUGUGUCCUUUGUACUGCCACAAACUGCAAUGGAAGUGAUGACUAUGAGUGAAAAUGUCUUGAUCUGUUCUUCUCCAGACAAAUGUUUCUUGUAUAUCACUUAUCACCAUUAUUUCCUCCCUUAUCUGUCUUCUGUAUCUUUUCUGCAUCAUUUUACUUCCACACCCUCACUGAAAUAUUCUCAAACUGUCCAUCUCUAAGCAAACAUUUAUAUUUCUUUCACAAGUUCCUUUCACUUUUCUCCUAACUAGUAUAUUCUUUAACACUCCAUACAAACACACACAUUUAUACAUUACUUUUGCCAAUACACACCCCCCUAGCUUUUUUACAACUAUUGACACUCCAUACACACACACACACACACUAUCUUUAGCACACACAUACAUCACUCCCUUUCUCUUCACCCAAGUAAUUCCCUCCAAUAAGUUUUAACACCUUGCUUUCACCUCCUUUACAAUACCUCUUACAAAUGUGCACUGAAAUAUUGGGACAUUUCCUUCACCAAUCAUCUCUCAUUUCCUGUUUGUCCAAGUCAUUCUCCCUAAUUAGUUUUCCUUCCUCUUCACACCUGCCCAUAAUAACAGGUGAUAGGCCCCACUCACUCUAUAAAUCCUGAGUCAACACCUGUCUUUCCUUCCCUAAUUAACUUGGGUUUGUGUGUUUUUAUUUUAUGUGGAACGUAAAGGUAUUUAUUAGGUUUCCAUAAAUUUAUUCUUCGAGUAAAUGGUCUGUUUUUUCUAUAGGAAGACCAGUAUGUGUUCUGUUUUUCCUGUAAUAAUACUUCAUUACCUCUUCCUCAUUAGCUAUUUAUUCUAUCCCAAACACCACAAGAUCUUAACUUACAGAAUAUUGUUACUUCAAUAAGUGUCCUGUCUUUCCUGUUAUAACUCUCUUCCUUCCUUCCUUCCUUCCUUCCUUCCUUCCUUUGUUUCUUUCUUUCUUUCUCAUCAGUUCUAUCCCAUACACACCACAGAAUCUCAGCUUCCAGAGGAUUUUUACUUCCAUGUGUCCUGUCUUUCCUGUAAUAAUAUUUUACUUCAUUUCUUUCUUCUUUCCUUUCUUUCAUUCUAAUCAGCCACUUAUUCUAUUCCAAACACAAUGGAAUCUUAACUUACAGAACAUUUAACUUGUAUAAUUAGUCUUUCAUUAAGUUCCCUGUCUUCCCUAUAUAUCCCUCUCUUCAGCUUCAUGUUCUGUCAUAAAUCCUGCAAAAUUUUAACUUCCAGCAUGUUUCACAGUAAGAGGAAGUGUUCAAUCUGUUAAUCUGUUACGGGUAGUGUCACUUUGUCCUCUCAGCCCUCCAGUGUUUCCUUCCCUCCUGUCCAAGGAUCACUGCAGUACAUUGUUACAACCUGUGUCUGGAGGCAUCGAUAUGAUAUUAUUGCAUACUACAUUGUAUCUUGUUUUGCCACAGCUGAAUACAGUGUUCAUCUGAUAUGUUACUUUGUAUCUAAAACGUACGUAUAAAAUUCUAUGCAUCAAG